Molecule: messenger RNA, 835 nt
Organism: Meira miltonrushii
Lineage: Eukaryota; Fungi; Basidiomycota; Exobasidiomycetes; Exobasidiales; Brachybasidiaceae
Exons: 1
Coding region: 463-735 (90 amino acids)
Source: RefSeq, a predicted model, not a curated record
UUCCCAUCAUGUUCUCAGAUGGCAUCCGAUAUUCACGCUUCAUCUGCAUCUAUGGCAUCAGGAUCGAGGAGCAAGAUUCCAGUCUGCUUUGAUGUGCCCGAAUAUGGUCCACCACCAGAAGCAAAUUCACAGUCCAAUUCAAAUACAUCACAUCAAUUACACGGAGCUGAUGAUCUUAUCACACUUUUUAACCUUGGAGGACUAUGGGAUAGAAGUGUGAAGCCUUAUUCGAAUCCAAACAAGAAGCAUAGAGAGAAUGGAGGAAAAGACCACGCAGAAGAUGGCGGAGACGAGAAAGGGAAAGUGAUGGAAAAGACAUAUGUGGAUUACGUACAUGAUUUACCCGGAAAGGUAAGACCGGCAAAGAGAACGGUAAGCAGAUUAAACACUGCUACUGCCAAUGCAAAUGCAACAGGUCAAAUGCCACCUCCUAUUCCCGAAGAGAUCACAGGUCGAGCAACGAUGCGUGAUAUCGUAUUCCGACCUGAAACGACUGUCCAACGUGUUGGGCCAUUUGAUGAAGAUCUUUUACGUGCUGCGUUCACAGUUCAGGCUGGUAAUGUUCCGGACAUUGAUUUGUCCCUACUUGAAUCUGAUGAGAUCGAGAAACAAAGUCCAAGCAAGAAAAAGAAGAAGCGUAGACAUGCACCGAAUCCAGCAGACGAGACUGCUGCUAAGCGUAGCAAAUUGAACAACUUCGCUGGUGGCAUGAGCAAGUCCGGACCUGGUCGCUGAAAAACAAGAAAGAACAUCCCAUGAUUUUGUAUUAUACCCAUUGAUGUAUUUGUAUCCACAUUUCCCUGAGCAUAAGAGUAAGAUCACACUUCAAACGAUA